UGGCUACCCUACAGCGCAUGCGCCAACUAUGCUGGCGUCCAUUGAUUUUAUUCAACGGUGAGGACCUCGACAGUUUAUCUAGCCCUCGUGAACUCGACGUUGAAAUCUUCGCAAAAUUUGACCGGUGGUCAAAAAUCACGUGCAAGCACGAUUCUCAUCUCUGCAGUGUUGUCGUUCUCGAUCUCGGACAGCGCUAAAAUUCAGGAUCGCUUCCUGAGUCAGCAAGUCAUCGUGGAAAAUGGCGUCUACGGAAAUAUCAGGCCGUCGCAAGGCGUCUAAGCGACCGUUCCCUGCCGCCGCCUCAGAACCGUCUGCUAACGGACCGGUUCAGGCGACCGAUCUUAGCCCUGUCGCGGCCAAAAAAUCCAAACCUCACGAACCUGCACCUAGCAAAUCCAAAUCUAGGAAGGAGAAUGAUGUUACAGUGGGCCAUAAGGUCAAUGAUACUGAAAAUCAUGAUAAGGAAAAUUUGGGUACAAAGCAAGUACUCGUUUUCAAUUGGACUUCUGAAGAGCUGACACAACUUAUUACAAAUUUAUCUGCCUGUUUACCUCGAAAUGAUAAUGUGAAAUACACAACUCUUAUUGACAAGUUGGAUUGGGAGAAAGUUAGAUUUGGCCAGUACACGGCAGCUCAAUGCAAAGAUAAAUGGAUGCAAAUUGUAACUAAACUCCGUCGAUUUCGUACAUUAACAGAUAUGGUUACAGAUGCUAAAGCAUGGUUAAAGCAUCCAUGGUCUUCAUACAGUUCUUCAAAAAAACAAAAACAUCCAGAAAUGCCAAAAAAACCUCUUACUCCUUACUUCCGUUAUUUUUUGGAGAAAAGGGAAAAGUAUAGUAAAGAUAACCCUGAGAUGUCUAUGACAGAUCUUGCCAAAUUGCUAUCAAAGAAGUUUCAACAAUUGCCUGAAAAGAAAAAACAAAAGUAUAGAGAAGCAUAUGAAAAGGAGAAUGAAAUCUAUAAACAAGAAUUAGAAAAGUUUAAAAAAUGUCACCCAGAGCAGUUUCCAACUCCCGAAAUGAAACAACAAUCUAAUUCAAAUGAAGGACCAGACAAGCCUCUUAAUGCUUUUGCCAUUUUUGUGAAUGAUCGACUUAAGAAAUCAGAAUUUAGUCAGAUUGAAAAACGUGAAGCAAUGGAAAAGCUGCGCAAGAUGUGGAAUAGUUUAAAUGAUAACAAAAAAGUGAAAUGGAUAAGAAAAGCAAUUCAAGAUGAACAGCGUUAUGGGGCUGAAGUUGAAAAAUACAGGAGUGAGCAUCCCGAUUUUCACCCAGAACCUGUAAAAGCAGUUUUAAGUAAAGCUGAGAAGGAAUUAAAAGACAGAUGUGAUGGGAAACCAGAGAGACCUCCAAAUUCAGGAUACAGUCUAUUUUCAAGAAUUAAACUGCGAGAAUUAAAGGAUCUUCCAUCAAAAUCAAAAAUGGGGGAGAUUUCCCGAAUGUGGAAAACUUUGUCUGAUGCUGAGAGGGAGAAUCUUAAUAAACAGGCUCAAAUUGCUAUUGCUAAAUAUAAGCAAGAAUAUGCUGCCUAUUUAAAUAAUUUGCCUGAUAAUGAGAGGGUAAAGCUUGAGAAUGAAACCAAGCCAGCUAGCAAAAAGAAACCUGUCAACCAUGUAGUUGUAGAAACAAUUAAUAAUGAUGUUACAGAAUUGGAAGCUAUUGAUGGUGCUAGACCUAAGAAGCCUUUAUCUGCCAUGUUUUAUUACCAACAAGAAAAAUUUGCUGUGGCACAGCAAAAACAUCCUGAUAUGUCUAAACAAAAUAUAAUGAAAAUGCUUGCCAAGGAUUAUAAUGAUUUACCUGAGAAAAAGAAGGAGAAAUAUAAAAAAAUUGCAGAGGAGGCAAAAAAAGCAUAUGAUGAAGGUUCAACAUCAAAAGGGAAGCAUGAAAGUGGUGGGAAAAAGAAACUGUUUAAAGGAGAACCAAAAAGGCCUCCUCAGAGUGGUUAUGGAUUAUUUUCAUCUGAAAAACUUAGUGAGCUUACACAUGUUGAUCCUAAAAAUCGUAUGACAGAAAUUGCCAAACUGUGGAAAUCCAUGUCUGCUGCAGAAAAAGACCAGUAUGCUAAACGAGUACAAGAAAUGAUGAGGCGGUAUAAUAAGGACAUGCAGAAAUUCCUGAAAAGUCUAACUGUAGCAGAAUUCCAAGAAUAUGAAAAAUAUCGAAAGGCUAGCAUCAAGAAAAAAAGUAAAAAAGGGUCAGAUGGCAUCCAGAAAAAUGUUAAGAAAGAAACAGAUUCAGAUUCAUCUGAUGAUGAUUCAUCAGAUGAUGAUGAUGAUUCUGAGAAAUCUGAUGGAGAUGAUUCUGGAUCAGGUUCUGGCUCAGGGUCAGGAUCAAGUUCAGGUUCUGAUGAUUCAGGUAGCGAUUCUGGAAGUGAUGAUGAUGACGACGACGAUGAUGAUGAUGACGACGAUGACGAUGAUGAUGACGACGAUGAUGAUGAAGAUGAUGACGAUGAUGAGAAAAAAGAUGGAGAUGACAAUGACUCUAGCUCAAGUGACAGUGACAGUGAUAGUGGCAGUGGUUCUGAUAGUGGAAGUGGCAGUGACGAUAGCAGUGACUCUGGCUCUGAUAAAUCAGACAAUGAAGAAAAGAGCAGUUAAUUUAUCCUUUUCUGUGACAUCCAAACAAGCACAACUUUUUUAUUGAGUAAAUGCUUGUCACUGACCAUUAAGUGCCUAUUAUUCAAACUGGACAAGAGAGUUAUAAGAUGGAACAUUUUUAAUGAAAUAUUGGAGGAAUGAAUUUUAUGUCCUCGGCAGUUAUCAUGCAUUUCCAUAAUUAAGAUACUUUUUCACAUGUUGUACAGUAUCCAGUUAUAUUAAUUGGAAGAAUUGUACUGUUUAAACUGUGAGACAUGUACGUGGCAAAGAAUUUGCUUGUACUUUACUACACUUCUUUUAAUGAAGAGAACGAAACUGGAUUGACUUCCUAAAUUCUUUGAUAGAGGACCAAUGAUACAUGAGUGAUAUAAACUGAAACACUGCAGUAGUAAAAAUUAGUAAAGAAGCAACUAACCUCUGUUAUUCUCUUAAGAUUCAAUGGAUAUCUAAUGAAUGGAAAGGCGGUUUUUAAAAAAUUCUGCAUGUUGUCUUCAAGGGAGAAAAGAAAUCACCAGAGUAACCUCUUACCAUAAAAUUUUUCCUGCAUUAUGUUCCUAAAAAGGAAUAGUGUGCUUUUUCUAUUCUUUAAAAAAUGUGUGAUCUCCAUAUAUGAAAAAAAGAAAAUGUUAUUCACAAACACAUUUUAUAACUGUUUUAAUAGAUGUCCAUAGAAUAAUAUUUUACUACAAACUGUGUUCAAGUCACUAGGUGUUGUCAUUAAGUUAGAAAUGAGCUAUUUUUUAAAUUGUGCACAUUCUGGAAUCAUAGAAUACUCUUUUUAUUAUGUCUAUAUAUGUUGAUAUGGAAACAUAGAAAAGAGGAUUCAUUAAGUGAAAAAUGAAUGUAGCAAAUUGUUAAAUACAUUAAAAGCUGUAGUGUCUUUUUGACUGCCCAGUUUUUCUUUACUAUAAUAUUUAUUUUUUAAACAUAGAAGACAGAGCAAUAAACUAAUAUUGCAAACUUUUUCUGAAAGGUUAUUUUAAAGAUAUUUUAAGAAUUAUGACAACAACAUUCAUCACAAUGAAUAAGAAUACUUGAUGAUUUUUUUUACAUGUUAUCCCAUCUUAUGAAAUUUUUUUAUUUAAUUUUUUUAAUUUAAUCGCCACCUUUGUAGAUUAGCUGCAUUGUCUGGAAUAAUUGUUAUGUUUGAUUUUAAUUCAUUCUGCUAUGCAUAACUUAAUGUUUCUUACACUCUCGGCAGCAUAUUAAGCAUCAAAUUAUGACAGACAUUAAGUUUAUGUUUUGUUAAUGGCUUUAUACUGGUUUUGUUUAUUGUGCACUUGAAUUUCCCUUAAUCGAUUCCCAUGACUUCAAAGUGCAUUAAAAACUUGUGUCUGAGUAAUCUUUUUCAAGUGGCAUAUUCUGGUUAUAUCAUUUUACUUCCUAAUUCCACAUGUAAAAUACAGAUAAAUAGCAGAUUCUUUCUUCCUUCUUUAACGGUGGAAGAUAAUCACAUGAUAAAUAUUUGUUAAAAUAAAGGAAAAUUUUAAGUUAAAUAAUAAAUAUUUGUUAAAAUAAUGGAGAAAUUUAAUUUUGUUGCAAAAGUGAGAAUUUAUUAUUGAAAAUUAAAUUAAAAGAGUAAUUUAAAAAACUGUUAAAAUUCAGGGAAAAAAUGUUUUGCAGUUAAAUUACUACCAAUAAAAGAAAUUUUUUAAAACUUAAAAUUGGUAUGAAAAUCAAUUUUUUUGUAAUGUUAUUUUUGUUAAUUGCCUCGUUACGGCAACAAAUUCUUGCUUAAUUUCUAACUAAAAAUCUGGUCAAAAUUUCCUCUGAGAUGCACCCCCCCCCCCUUUUAAAAGUAUAUAUGUGCCAAAUUUUGUAGCUCCAGGUCAGACUAUCUAUUUUUUAGAACAUGAAUAUACGCACAUGCAUUCUUUAAUAAUAGUAAAAAUGUCAUGUGCUCUAUACAUUCCUAUUGACUGAUAUAAAAAAUUUUAACAUUAAAGAAAACAAUCAAUUAAUUUAAUGUUUAAUAUUAAAGAAGUUUUUUUUUAUUGUAAAAAUCCAGUUGCAAAAAAACAAAGAAAAAGAAAGCCAAAUUAAGUAGCUUGAUUUUUUUAUAUAUAUA
Molecule: messenger RNA, 4670 nt
Organism: Argiope bruennichi
Lineage: Eukaryota; Metazoa; Arthropoda; Arachnida; Araneae; Araneidae
Product: nucleolar transcription factor 1-A-like
Exons: 17
Coding region: 239-2602 (787 amino acids)
Source: RefSeq, a predicted model, not a curated record